Molecule: messenger RNA, 3819 nt
Organism: Kwoniella botswanensis
Lineage: Eukaryota; Fungi; Basidiomycota; Tremellomycetes; Tremellales; Cryptococcaceae
Exons: 13
Coding region: 1-3819 (1272 amino acids)
Biological process (GO): protein import into nucleus; nuclear pore organization
Cellular component (GO): nuclear pore transmembrane ring
Molecular function (GO): structural constituent of nuclear pore
Source: RefSeq, a predicted model, not a curated record
AUGUCGAGCAAUUCCAAGCUCGGCACCCCACUCAAAUCCUCUACUCCUGCUCCUGCUCCUCCUUCAUCGGCUCCUCCUCCCCCUCCACCACCAGUAAUACCAUCAACAUGGCUCACACCCUCCGAACAGCGGCUGUUCUUCACUGCUAUUUUCGGUUUAAUCGAAAUUUCGAAAUUGUGGGAUACAUUUUCACCAUUGCUACAUUUGGAUAUAACGCCAACAUGGUCGUCUAGCUUGAAGAUACAGGGUCCUUACUCGGUCAUAGGAUGGACAAUAGCUGAGAUUGCGGGGUUAUGGCUAGUGGGGAUGUUAAGGAUACCGAUGCUGUCGCCGUCGUAUAAGCAGUUGGUUAUGCUAGCUGGGUUGAGCGGGCUGGUCAAUUUGAUAUGCUGGUUGAUUGUGGAGCCCAGCGCCGCGUUGUUCACAAUCAACGUUGUUGGUCCUGCUGCUUUAGGAGGAGAGUGGUAUUGGAAUUGGUUAUAUUCCCUCAAAAGAUAUAGCGAGCCAUCCCAUUUGGAAGGUAUACAUAAGAUCCGACUGUUGCCUUAUAGCACCGCUACCCUCAAUCCCCUUUCUCUCUCUUACUGUAUCCCUCACGAUUCCCAAGAAUUCCUUCACAUCCCAAUCCUAUUCAACAACUCAAUACCAGAAGAAGUCACCUACUUCGUUCGAUCGCUCGAGACAGGUCAUGCCACGCUAGAGAAAGUCUUAGGCAGUCAGAUGAAACGAGCACCAACUCGACCGCCAAGAUUGCGCAUAACAGAUGGAGAUGACGAUUUGGAAGAUGGAGAUGCUGAAGAACCCGAGACAGAUCCAUUAUCAGCUUUGAUCCUUCGUUCAGAUCUCAAAGGAAAGAACACAAACAGUCUAGAAAUGGAAAUAGCCAAAUUACCUUCGGUCAAACCGGCCGAUUCGAUGGCUCUCGUUCCGCGGAAUCUAGCCUCUUCGCAGAAUGUCCUAUUCAUUACCGUAGAUAAACCAAGCUUGAUCACUUUGAAGAGCGUAACGGACAAAAGAGGAGAUAGAUUCCAUAUUACACCUCAUAAAGAGGCGAUCGUAAUUGAAUGUCCAGCCGGUGGACAAUUCAUCGAGGAAGAAAAACAGAACAAGUUGAUCUUUAAAGGAGAUAAAGCCAAGAUACCCGAACUGAGAUGUGUAGGAGAAGAAGAAACUGCCAAAUUCCAAGUGAGGGGUGUUGGACCACUGAAGGUUGGUUGGAAGAAAAGAUCUGGGAAUAAAGUUGAUACCGGGGUCAUAGAAGGUAUAGAAGAAGAUUUAGAACCUGUUGAUGAUCUUGCUUUAGUGCGAAGAGACAAAGUCUCCAAAACUCAUGUUGUUCCUCUGAGAGUAUCACACUCUCAACCUGGUACUUUCACAUUAUCGUUAACAUCCGUCACCGACGCUCUACACAACACGUAUAGUCCUUCUGGUCAUUCUGCUGAAAAGGUCUUCAACGUCAUUCCCCGCCCUUCGGUACGGUUCGAUUGUCCCUCGACUAUUCAACUGCUUCACAAUCAGAAAUCGAAUAUACCCGUACAAGUUGUAGUUGACGGAAAUUUGGAAAAAGACCUAGAAGUAACCUAUUCCUUUGAAGCCGUUGACGGAAAGAAGACGACUAGAAAAUUGGAGGUAUCGAAGAAAAGGGAAGAUAUAAGUGUAUCGGAACCUGGUACAUACACUCUCAUGGAUGUUGAGGGGCCAUGUGCAGGAGGCGUGAUGGAGCCUUCGAGCUGUACUGUGCAGAUGGUGCCGCUCCCUACGAUGGAUAUGAGCGUGACUACAUUGCAUGAAUGCGCGAUGGAUGUUGGUGCGACUGCCGCAUUUGAUUUCACGGGAUCACCACCUUUUAGAUUGGAUUAUACCGAACAGCGUAAAGGUGGAAGAGCUAGAACUCUAACAGAGACUUUCCACACCCAUCAUGGAUCUGUUGUUCUCCGUCCCGAACAUGAAGGGGAAUAUACCUAUACCUUUACAUCACUCAGCGAUAGGCGAUACAAAGGUGUCAAACUUGAUAAAUCACCUAUCAAGCAGACUGUACACCCAUUGGCCAACGUCGAUAUGACGGGUAGAAUAGGAGACACGAGGAGACAUACCCUUUAUGCUUGUUCAGGUGAUCAGGUUGACGUGGACAUCGAAGCGAGGGGUAUCGCACCUCUCAAAUUAGCUUAUGUCAAAUCAUGGUCGACCCGAUCUGAGAACGUCACUGUACCCAUCAACACUGGACGAUCUAAGAUAUCUGUACCUGUUCCUGAUGAGCUGUCAGCUAAGAGCGGCGCGAACGGUAAACUUACUAUUGCCUUGGUUUCGAUCGAAGAUGGCAAUGGGUGCGUCAGGAAACUCACUACACCUGCUAUUGAGGUUGAUAUCAGGAGACAGAAGCCUACUGCCAGAUUCGCCAAGAGCCAAAAGGUUACAAUCACUGAAGGCGAGGUAGCGAAAGCGCCAUUGAGAUUGACCGGAGAAGCACCUUGGGAUCUCACCUACUCCAUCAACGGCAAAGACCGCAAAAUUACCGUCCGAGAUCCCAACAACCAUCUCAGCUUAUCGGAGAAAGGAGUAUACAAGCUUGUCAAGAUCAAAGAUGCUCAUUGUGAGGGUGACAUCUCACCUAUCGACUCUACAUUCGAAAUCGACUUCAGACCCCGUCCCGUGGUCUCACUGCAACAGACACAGGGUAUAUCCCUCUCUUCGCCCAACUCAUUCAAGCACAAGAAUCUCUGUGCAGGACAGGAACAGCAGGUCGCCUUGAAAUUCACUGGCCAGGCGCCAUACGAACUCAACUACGCCUACACUUCCGAAGGGAGAGUAUCGAAACAUAAGCUCAAGAGCGCUCAGGAAACUGGAAUAUUACACUUAUCUAGUGAACCCGGAUAUCAUCGAUAUGAUUUCACAAGUAUCGGUGAUGGUAAUUACCCUAAUACCGACGUGAAGAUCUCGUUGGAACAUUCAGUUCAUUCUAGACCUUCUGUAUCAUUCAUCAAACAGAAUACGAAAGCAUUAUGUCUAGAUUCCAAAUUGGAUUCUUCAGAUGCUAAGAUACAACUUAAAGGAUCGGCCCCUUUCAAAUUACAUCUUUCAGUUAGGAAACCAGCUUCUACCUCAAUCAAGACCUUCAUUGUGGAGGAUAUAAGAGAUAGUGAAUGGAGAUUGAAUUUACCUCAAUAUGAAUUAAAGGAAAUUGGAAGACAUGAAAUUACAAUUAAUCGAUUAGAAGAUUCAUCAGGAUGUGAACAAGUGAUCAAUGACACGGAUGAGCUACGGACGAUAGUGGAAGUGGUUGAGAGUGCUCGAAUAGUUGCGGUCGAUGAGAAAGUGGAUCUUUGUGUGGGAGAUAGUUUGGAUUUCUUAUUACAAGGGAAAUCACCUUGGACAAUUGAAUACGAAUGGCUCAAUAAAAAACAUAAAGUCACUUCGUCAGCGUCUAGGUUUUCGAGGUUUGCUGAAGAGAAAGGUGUGUUCAAAGUGAGAUCAGUCGCAUUGAAAGAUAAUCAAUGUAAGAGACAAGUCGAAGGUAUGAAACGGACCGUUCAUGCCUUACCUAAAGCCAAGAUCGUAGAAGGUGAAGAUAGUUUGAGAGAGGGAGAUGAACCUGCAACUUUUGCAGUCCAUUUCACUGGUACUGCACCGUUCUCAUUUACGUAUACUAGAUCAGAACAGUAUGGAUCGAAAUCAGAAGUAGUCGAGACUCAGACGAUAACGGAUAUUUGGGAAAACACAUAUACGAUAUCAUCUUCCUUACCUGGAGAUUAUGCUGUAGUCGCCAUAUCAGAUAAGUUCUGUAGAUAUCCACCUAUCUCAAGAUCAAACAAGGAGAGAUAG